Molecule: messenger RNA, 855 nt
Organism: Cuscuta campestris
Lineage: Eukaryota; Viridiplantae; Streptophyta; Magnoliopsida; Solanales; Convolvulaceae
Source: the annotation of a GenBank genome assembly
CUCAGUCUUUCCCACCAAACUACAAUAAAUCUAAUUUAUAUUCUCUAACUAAUUUUUCGGGACUCGUCUUUUUUGUAAAAUCUCUUCCUUCCAAGCCAUUGUUUGGUGAGAAUUAAAAUCUUCCAUAGAGUAUCAGAGCUCAUUUGAUUACUGAGUCGAAAACUGAAAAUGGCAUGGAGAGGACAACUCUCGAAAAAUCUCAAAGAGCUUCGGAUCCUAUUAUCUCCCCAUUCAAAUUCCAGCGCUCCUUUGAGGGCUUUUGUUGAGAAGAACUACAAGGAGCUCAAGACCCUCAACCCUAAAUUACCCAUUUUGAUCCGGGAAGCCACAUCCGUUGAGCCCCAGAUUUGGGCCAGAUACGAUUUGGGAGUUGAAAAAGGAGUCCAUGUGGAAGGGUUUUCAGAGCAGCAAAUUACAAAUGCACUGCAAGACUUGGUGAAGAAUGGGCCAUCCUCCUGAAUGAAAAACUCCCCAAUGUAUUGCUAUUUGCAUUGUUACUUGCUUUUGUGUGUAGUCUUUUAACUCAAUAAGAAAACACAGUCUGGUGCAUUAAUGGUGAGGAGUGGCUGAAGUUCUUCCUCAGACCCUACUUUUAUGGGACUCACUAGGGUUGUUGUUAAGUGGCUAAAGUUCUUGUCCACCCAUCCCAUCCAUUAUAAAGCUUUGUAAUGUUUUUUUCCUUGUGUGAAAAUCUUCAGUUCUUAUCCCUCCCUCGCAAUUUGACAGUUGAAUGGAUUUGAGCCUGAAUGUAUCUUCAUGUGUUUAUAAUGGAGGGAUAUGCUAACACUUUUUCUAUAUGUUUGUUUAAAGUACAUUGAGAUACAACUAAGAAACCAAUAACAUUAGAUUUGUUGA